AUGAAUACAGCCUUCUGGAACUGCCGGGGCUUGAAAGGGUCCCUGGUAGUUCGACGCCUAAAAGGGAUUAAGGCAACUUAUUCCCCGGACAUAGUCUUUCUGAUCGAAACGAAGAAUCCCGACGAUGUCAUCCGUGAUGUUGCAGCGCAACUGGGUUAUGAUUGUGUUAAGUGUGUAUCUCCUUUGGGUAUUGGGGGUGGUUUAGCUAUGUUAUGGAAGAAGACAAUUUCAGUUUGUUUCAAUGUUGUAGAUGAAAGAAUCUUUGACUGCAAAAUCAAUAAUAAAGAAAUUUCUUUCUACUUCUCUUGCAUCUAUGGUCAUCCAAUUCGGCAACUUCGACAUAUUUUAUGGGAAAGACUCCAACGUAUCGCUUUAACAAGACAUGGCCCUUGGCUAAUGUGUGGAGACUUCAAUGAGAUCUUGAGCAAUAAUGAGAAACGGGGUGGUUGCAUAAGACAGAAUUGGAGCUUUACUGAUUUCAGAAAUAUGGUUAAUAUCUGCAAAGUGUCUGAUCUUCCAUAUAAAGGAAAUAAUAUGACUUGGGUUGGUCAGAGACGUACACAUACGGUUGAAUGUUGGCUUGACAGAGCCAUGGCCAAUGAUCAAUGGCGAGCAAGCUUUCCGGCUACAGAGGUAGAGUACCUCGAGAUGAUUGAAUCUGACCACCGACCAGCUAUUAUUAAAAUUAGAAGAACUACAGAACGAGGUAUUAAACCAUUCCAAUUUGAUACUAGGCUAACUUCUAACCCAGAUUUUCAAGGAGUUGUGGAAAGAACCUGGGGUGAAUCUGAGUCAUUACAACUAUCCCUCAAUGCACGAAUACGUCUAUGUCGCCGUACAAUAUCAGCUUGGAAACGUAGUAAUGCUACAAACUCUGCACUUCGUAUCAAAGAACUGAUCUCAGAAAUAGACCUUGCUCACACGAGUCCAUUGACGUCCUCCAAUCAUAUUCAAGGACUUCGCAGAGAUCUGAUACUAGCUUAUAAGGAAGAAGAACGUUUUUGGCAUUUAAAGAGUCGAAAUUUGUGGAUGCAACUAGGAGACCGCAAUACGCGUUUCUUCCAUGCCUCUACAAAAAAUCGAUUAGCACGAAACCGGUUGACAUCGAUCAUGGAUGAAGGAGGUACACGUCUUUAUGGUAAUAAAGAUAUUGCUACUGAAGCUAUUACAUAUUUUGGUAAUUUGUUCACCAGCCCUGGUCCUACUCCACUUGACUCUGUUCUCUGCAAUAUCACACCUCUGGUUACUUCUGACAUGAACCACUAUCUAACCUCUGAGGUGACUGGUGAUGAAAUCAAGUCUGCCCUUUUUUCAAUUGGAGCAACUAAAGCUCCGGGUCCUGAUGGUUUCAAUGCUGCUUUCUAUCAACACUACUGGGACACAGUUGGGACAAUGAUAACUAUGGAGGUUCAAAAUUUUUUCGUGACGGGACAUCUCCCAAGAGAGUGGAAUCAUACAAAUUUAUGUCUAAUUCCAAAGAUUACGGCACCAAAGACCAUGAAAGAUCUCCGGCCUAUCAGUCUCUGCAAUGUCUUGUAUAAGAUCAUCUCAAAAAUUCUAACUCAACGACUGAAAGGUGUAAUGUCUGCAAUAGUCUCUGAGAACCAAGCUGCCUUCAUCCCUGGUCGUUACAUCACGGAUAAUGUGCUUCUUGCUCAUGAAGUACAUCAUUCUCUUCAGGUGAGAAGACGCUGUGCUACCUCCUAUAUGGCUGUGAAAACCGACAUAAGCAAAGCCUACGAUAGGAUUGAAUGGAAUUUUCUAAGGGCUGUAUUAGAAAGAAAAGGGUUUCAUCCACGGUGGGUAGAUUGGAUUAUGGAAUGUGUCUCCUCGGUGUCUUUCUCAGUUCUGAUCAAUGGGAGCCCCUAUGGUAACUUUAGUGCAACUCGUGGCCUACGUCAAGGAGAUCCUUUGUCUCCCUCACUCUUUAUCCUUUGUGCGGAUGUAUUAAGCUCCCUCCUAUCACAGGCGACUAGCGCUGGGGACAUCAAUGGAAUCCAACUUAGUAAUGGUGGCCCCCGUCUUUCGCAUCUCCUCUUUGCCGAUGAUUCACUUUUUUUCUUAAAAGCGGACCAUAAAAAUAGUACAAAUCUCAUGAAGAUUUUUAAAGCCUACGGUGACGCUUCAGGACAGAUAAUCAACUUCGAUAAAUCUUCUAUUACUUUCGGGAGUAAAGUCUUUCACCAAACACGUGACCGAGUGAAAAGCACCCUACAAAUACCAAAUGUAGGAGGAGGAGGCAAAUAUUUAGGCUUGCCUGAACAGUUUGGACGACGCAAAAAAGAAAUGCUACAAUACAUUCACACCCAAGUACGAAAAAAGAUUGACGGAUGGCAAACUAAAUUCCUCUCGCCAGCCGGUAAAGAAACACUUAUCAAAUCUGUGGCAUGUGCAAUGCCAGUUUAUUCGAUGAAUUGUUUCAAAUUACCAAUGGAGCUUUGUUCUGAACUAGAUAGCCUGGUUGCACGUGGUGUCCAAUUUGUAAUUGGUGCUGGCCAUAGCACAAAACUUGGAGACCCAUGGAUUCCGACUACACCCCCAAGACCACCUCAGCUACAAAACGCUGGGAAUGCGGAUUUACCUGUCCAGUUGUUGAUUGAUCCGCAUAAUUUUUGUUGGGAUUCACAUCAACUACAUCGAUAUAUUGCUCCUCAGGACCAUCACUUGAUCCAGAAGAUAUUUCUCCCACAAAUCUCUACGGUUGAUGAUUAUCUUUGGAACUAUACAAAAGAUGGUGAGUAUAGUGUUAAAUCUGGCUACUGGAAAGCUUUGACCAUACAAAGAGACGAAAAUGCUCCAGCCGCACCAUUAGCAUCAACUCCGGAUAUAGCAGGUACGAUAUGGCAACUCGACAUCGCUCCAAAACUUAAACACUUUCUUUGGAGACUCGCCUCAGGAGCUAUUGGUGUUGCUGAGAAUCUACGCUGCCGCAACAUUAACGUCAACCCAUAUUGUUCAUGGUGCUGUUCGGAACUUGAGUCUAGUGAUCAUAUCUUCUUUACAUGUGCUCAAAUUCAACCCAUAUGGAGAUUGGCUGGGGUUCCUUUGAACAUACUUGGUGAUACUACCACUUCCUUCGCGGAUAAAUUAAGGUACCUAUUCCGUCUCCAUACUGAUUCGUCCCUAUCACCUUUCAAUAGAACAUCUCCAUUUCUGGUUCUAUGGCGUCUUUGGAAAACCAGAAAUAACCUAGUGUUUAACCAAAAAUCCACCACUACUGAAGAGGUUUUUAAGUCCAUCUGUCUCGAUACAGAAGAAUGGCUAAACCAUCUUACUCCGGAUGCGACCACAAAAGCUACAACUACUAGGCCGUUAUGGCCCAAUGCACCUACACGACGCAGUAACUGGACACCCCCUGGUCGAGAUUGGGUUAAGUGUAAUUAUGAUGUUUCACACCAUGAAGGUAACCGGGAUUCGGGAUUGGGUUGGCUCAUCCGUGAUUCACAAGGUACUUUCCUCGACGGCGGGAUGGGACGGUUUCAAGGUCGGUAUACUGUCGUCGAAGCAGAAUGCUCAGCCUUACUCUGGGCGCUACAAUCAUCAUGGGCUCUUGGUUACCGUUCAGUAAUCUUUGAAGGGGACAAUCUUAUGCUAAACAGAGCCCUGCAGAAUCAGACCAGAAGCCCACGUCUCAAGAAUUAUGUAAACACGAUUCUCCAAUGGAAGUCAAUGUUUAGUUCUGUAUUGUUUAACUUCCAAUUCCGUGAACAAAACUCAUGUGCUGAUAUUCUUGCCAAAUCAGUAUUACUAUCCUCGCAGAGUUUAUAA
Molecule: messenger RNA, 3768 nt
Organism: Capsella rubella
Lineage: Eukaryota; Viridiplantae; Streptophyta; Magnoliopsida; Brassicales; Brassicaceae
Exons: 3
Coding region: 1-3768 (1255 amino acids)
Molecular function (GO): RNA-DNA hybrid ribonuclease activity; nucleic acid binding
Source: RefSeq, a predicted model, not a curated record